Molecule: messenger RNA, 429 nt
Organism: Funneliformis caledonium
Lineage: Eukaryota; Fungi; Glomeromycota; Glomeromycetes; Glomerales; Glomeraceae
Source: the annotation of a GenBank genome assembly
AUGAUUUGGUCCACUUCAAGACCUGAAAAUGUUGAUAAGAUGGUGAAUUUGAUAUUUGGAGAUCAAAAAGAAAAGCUAGUUGCUGUUUGGGCCCGUGAUAAAUUUGGAUUUACAAACGAAGAAUAUGAAAGGGAUACUAAAGCCAUAAAAGAUUUGGAUAUUAUUUGGAAAGCUUUGAAUUCCCAAACCGAAAGCCCAACUAAGUUCAUGUUGGAUCCUACGAAUACAAUUUUAAUUGAUGAUUCUAGAUACAAGACUCAAUUGCAACCUUUCAAUGCAAUCCAUCCUCGUGGAUUUGAUCGCGAACGAGUACGUGAAGGCGGAGAUUCCGAAUUAACGAUGAUUAUCAAAUAUUUGGAGGUGGUAAAACAUCAAAGUAACGUUGCUGCAUACAUGAAAGACAAUCCAUUUACUGAUCGUAUACAAUAA